CUCGCGUUGUGGGAUCAGCACAGGAUUUAUUUUAUUUUAUUUUAUUUCGAUCCUCCCAGCAUUGAAAAACGUUUUUAUUUAUUUAUUAAUAGUUUGCCGAUCUGACGUUUCUCUCCAGGGGCAGCUCUUGCACUCGCCCCGGGCUCCGCGGGUGUCCCACCGUUGCGAAGGGGCACCUUCGGCGUGUUUGUGUGGCGAUGACGGACCCACAACGCCAGGGCCCGGGCAGGGCGCUCCCGCCUUCCGCAGCAUCCUUCCGCUUCAGGCACCGGGCGUAUCGCGGGGAGGCGGUGAGAGGAGCCGGGGAAACACGCGGCGCUCCCGCAGCCACGGAGCUUCUUCAGGCGGCUGGAUCGGUUCCCGAGGCAGCCUGCAGAAGGGGAGCCUCGCUCGGAUUUGGAGCCGGCCUCUUGGCCGAAGACUGGGCGCCUCCGCUGCUGCGCGGCCCAGACCCCUUUGAUCCCAGUCAGGGGAAAGGGGAGGACCUCCGUCCUACAUCUCCCAGCAGCCCACAGCGCGCUCAGAAGGAAUUGUGGGAACUGAAGUCCUAGCGACUCUGCCAGCCUCAGCCCGCUCAAGGCAGGGGCCGGGCGUGCCCCCCCGUCUCCCCCCGGGCUUCUGCGCCGCCGCCCCUCUCCACGACGGACGGGAAACGCGCCAGGAGGCCUUUUCGGUUCUUCCAGGGGGAACCCCCCCCGCCGCAACAUCUGGAAACUGGAUUCCAGCAGCAGUCCACCCAAGACCCCUGGACACAAUAUCGGAAGUGCGAUGUGAGCUCUGGGAUCUUCCCCCAGGGCCUCUUCUCUGGGGGUCUCCUGCUCCUGUACGUGGAGGCUCCAUUUUGUACUGGUGGCUUUCGGCCGGUGAUCCUGCAUCGCCCUGGGGCUCGAUGGGCAGCGGCCAGCUGCUUCCAGCUUGGAGGAGACUCUCCGAAGGGUGAGCCGUGCCAGCCUUCUGCAGGUGGCGUCUGCUCCUGCCACCGAGCCCCGGUUUAGCCGUCGUCUGUCGAAUGAGCCCCAGUUCCUUGGGAUCGCCCGCCCUGUGCUGUCAAUAAUCUGCAAAUCCGCCAACGUGCCCUAACGCGUUUGUUUUUUUAAAGAGACUGGCGGAGGAAGGAAGGAGGAAGGCGCUCUCCGCUGCGCCCGCAAGGUCUCCGGGCCGGCUGCCGCUCUAAGAGACCGGACUGAGCCCCGCCGAGGUUGGGGGCGGCGCUGGGCUCGCCGGCUUUGCGGUAGCCGCGGCGGCGGAGAACGGGGAGCGCCUUGGCCGGGCGGGGGCUGCGCGGCGCCUCCCCGGGAGCAGCAACUGUGCGGGAGCUGGGUUAAGGCCCGCCGCCCCGCCCCGCCUCUCGGGCGGGUGUGUGCGAGGCUCUGCCCGCCUCUCCCCCCGUGUGCAGCAGAGGGAAAGGACCGGCUGUUGCUCCGUGGAAGCCGCCGCCUUGCGUCCUGCAACUGCGCCCCCGUCCCGUCCUGCAGCUGAUGCCCAGGGAGGGGCGACGCGAUGGGCUUCCUGCACCAACUUUACCUCCUGCUAUGGAAGAACGUGACGCUGAAGCGACGCAGCCCGUGGGUGCUCUCCUUCGAAAUCUUCAUCCCGCUGGUGCUCUUCUUCAUCCUGCUGGGACUGAGGCAGAAAAAGCCCACCAUCGCAGUGAAGGAAGUCUCUUACUACACGGCAUCGCCCCUCACCUCGGCCGGCAUCCUGCCCGUCAUGCAGUCCCUGUGCCCUGACGGGCAGCGCGACGGGUUCGGCUUUCUCCAGUACUCCAAUUCCAGGGUGACCCAGUUGCUGGAGCGGCUGAAUGAGGUGGUGGAGAAGAGCAACUUGUUCCACCCGGAUCAUGCCGGCCCAGAGGAGGAGUUGGAGUCUCUCCGGCGCCACCUGGAGUCUCUCGGCAGCAGCAGCGGGCCCAGCGCGGUGGAGACUCAGUUCACCAGCCACAUAGCCCCCGGCUUCUCCCUAGACGCCAUCGCCAAGGACAAGACGGAGCUUCACCGCUUCCUCAUGCAGAACCUCUCCUUGUCCAACGAGAUGGUGGGGCUGCUCACGGGCUCCAGCAUCAACCUGAGAGAGGUAUACCGGCUUGUCUUUGGCAUGUCCCCCGGCUCUGCCGAUGGCUUUGGCCCAGUGGACAAGCGGCAUCACCCGGAGAAAAGCUUCCUGGGUAGCCUGAAGAUGAUGGAAGAUGGGCUGGUUCGGCAAGCGCUGCGCCACCCCCUAAAAGGCGCCCAGCGGAAGGCCAUCCUCCAGCUCUUCUCCCACGCCAUGGGCCUGGCCAGCCCCAUGGCAGAGACCCCCAGCUCCAACAGCCCACAAUCCUUUGUGAGGGACGUGGAGAACAUCCUUUUCACACCCCCUGUGCUGGAGAACCUGACGUGUGGCCAGAACCAGGACGAGCUGAGACACAUCCUGGUCAUCCCGGAGAGCCAGGAGCCUCUCCUGAGGGCCUAUCGCACUGCUGUCUGCAACCAGAGCGCCGGCCUCCGGGCCGACUACUUCAGGCAGCUGGCCGUGGAGAUGAAGGACCAGCUGGAAGCGGGCAAGGUGGUUGAACAGCUGAAGCUGGACGAGGUGAACCACACCAUGACCCAGAGCCGCCUCCCUGCCCUGCUGGAGGACCUGAUGGAAAUGGAGAAGGUGCUGAAGGACCUGGACAUCCUCUCUGCGCUGGCUAAGCUCCUCCCCAAGGGGGCCUGUGUCGCAAAAGCGCCCCCCAUCGCCCCCAACGGCACCGGCUCCGCUGCGAAUUUUACCUCUGGCACCAAUUCCAGCUCCGAGGAGGGCAGGGCCGAGAGCGAGCUCCCGGCCGAGGAUCCCCAGGGGCAGUGCUCGGCAUUCGUGCAGCUCUGGGCCGGCCUGCAGCCCAUCCUCUGUGGGAACAACCGGACGAUUGAGCCUGAGGCGCUCCGGCAGGGGAACAUGAGCUCUUUGGGCUUCACCAGCAAGGAGCAGCGCAACCUCGGCCUCCUGGUGCACCUCAUGACCAGCAACCCCAAGAUCCUGUAUUCGCCCGUUGGCACCGAGGUGGACAGAGUCAUCCAGAAGGCCAACGAGACCUUCGCCUUUGUCGGGAACGUGACGCGCUACGCCCAGGUCUGGCUCAACAUCUCCGCUGAGAUCCGCGGCUUCUUGGAGGAGGGCAAGUUGCAGCAGCGGAUCGCCUGGCUGCAGCAGAUGGCGGAAGAUCUUCACAGGCACCCUGAGAUCCUGAACGUCUCUGACAGCUCCCUCCUCCACGGCUUCACGGAGAGCAACCUGUCCCUCUCCAACACCAGCACACUUCUGCAGCAGCUGGACACAAUCGACAACGCUGCCUGCGGCUGGAUCCAGUUCAUGUCCAAGGUCAGCGUGGACAUCUUCAAGGGCUUUUCGGAUGAGGAGAGCAUCGUGAACUACACUCUGAACCAAGCCUACCAAGACAACGUCACCGUGUUUGCCAGUGUGAUCUUCCAAACCAACAAGGAUGGCAGCCUCCCUCCCCACGUCAUGUACAAGAUCCGUCAAAAUUCCAGCUUCACGGAGAAGACCAACGAGAUCCGGCGGGCGUAUUGGAGACCCGGGCCGAACAACGGGGGCCAUUUCUACUACCUGUAUGGCUUUGUCUGGAUCCAAGACAUGAUGGAGCGCGCCAUUGUCAACACCUUUGUCGGCCGUGAUGUGGUGGAGCCUGGCAAUUACGUGCAGAUGUUUCCCUACCCCUGUUACACCCGUGAUGACUUCCUGUUUGUGAUUGAGCACAUGAUGCCCCUCUGCAUGGUCAUCUCCUGGGUGUACUCGGUCGCCAUGAUGAUCCAGCACAUCGUGGCGGAGAAGGAGCAUCACCUGAAAGAGGUGAUGAAGAUGAUGGGGCUGAACAAUGCCGUCCACUGGGUGGCGUGGUUCAUCACAGGCUUCGUCCAGCUGUCCAUCUCAGUCACUGCUCUGACCGCCAUUCUCAAAUACGGGAAGGUCCUCAUGCACAGCGACGUGCUCAUCAUCUGGCUCUUCCUGGCUGUCUAUGCCGUGGCCACCAUCAUGUUCUGCUUCCUGGUGUCCGUGCUGUAUUCCAGGGCCAAGCUGGCCUCGGCCUGUGGUGGGAUCAUCUACUUCCUCAGCUAUGUCCCCUACAUGUAUGUGGCCAUCCGGGAGGAGGUGGCCCACGACAAGAUCACCGCCUUUGAGAAGUGCAUUGCUUCCCUGAUGUCCACCACAGCCUUUGGGCUGGGCUCCAAGUACUUUGCCCUCUACGAAAUGUCAGGCGUGGGCAUCCAGUGGCACACCUUCAGCCAAUCCCCCGUGGAAGGGGAUGACUUCAACCUCCUCCUUUCCAUGAUGAUGCUGAUUGUGGAUGCCGUGGUCUACGGGGUGCUGACGUGGUAUAUUGAAGCCGUGCACCCAGGAAUGUACGGGCUCCCUCGGCCGUGGUACUUUCCGCUGCAGAAGUCCUACUGGCUGGGAAACGGGCGCACCGAGGCCUGGGACUGGUCGUGGCCCUGGUCAAAGAGGACCCCCCUGAGCAUCACGGAGGAGGACCAGGCGUGUGCUAUGGAGAACAGAAGGAUGGAGGAGAGCCGGGGCAUCGAGGAGGAGCCCACCCACCUGCCCCUGGUGGUCUGUGUGGACAAACUGACCAAGAUCUACAAGACCGACCAAAAGCUGGCGCUGAACAAGCUGAGCCUCAACCUCUACGAGAAUCAGGUGGUCUCCUUUCUGGGCCACAACGGUGCCGGCAAGACGACCACCAUGUCCAUCCUGACGGGCCUCUUCCCCCCGACCUCCGGCUCCGCCACCAUUUACGGCCACGACAUCCGGACGGAGAUGGACCAGAUCCGGAAGAACCUGGGCAUGUGCCCGCAGCACAACGUCCUCUUUGACAAGCUGACGGUGGAGGAGCAUCUGUGGUUCUACUCGCAGCUGAAGGGCAUGGCCAGGGAGGAGAUCUGCAGGGAGAUGGCCAAGAUGGUCGAGGACCUGGAGCUGACCCACAAGUGCCACUUCCUGGUGCAGAUGCUGUCCGGAGGGAUGAAGAGGAAACUCUCGGUCGCCAUCGCCUUUGUGGGGGGCUCACGGGCCGUCAUCCUGGACGAGCCCACAGCCGGCGUCGACCCCUAUGCGCGCCGGGCCAUCUGGGACCUCAUCCUCAAGUACAAGCAAGGAAGGACCAUUCUCCUCUCCACGCACCACAUGGACGAAGCUGACCUGCUGGGCGACCGCAUCGCCAUCAUCUCCCACGGGAAGCUGAAGUGCUGUGGGUCGCCCCUCUUCUUGAAAAGCACCUACGGGGACGGGUACAAGCUGACGGUGGUCAAGAAACAGUCGGACGCCCGGACCAACAGUGAGACGGGGCUCCCACGCAGCCCCCCCUGCCCCUCGGCCACCAGCCCCUGCUCCGAGGAGCGAGUCACCCAGUUCAUCAAGAAGCACGUGGCCUCCUGCCUCCUCAUCUCCAACACCAACACGGAGCUCUCCUACAUCCUGCCCAGCGAGGCUGUCAAGAAAGGUGGCUUCGAACGGCUGUUCCAGCACCUGGAGCACCACUUGCAGGAGCUGGACCUCACCAGCUUCGGCCUGAUGGACACCACCCUCGAGGAGGUCUUCCUAAAGGUCUCGGAAGAAGACCCGUCCCUCGAGAACAGCGAGGCGGAUAUCAAGGAGUCCGAGAAAGACGCUUUCCCACUGCCCAGCCCCCGCCUCGGCCCCAAGCCCCAGGCCAACGGCCACCCCCUCCCGAAGCCAGAAAGGCCGAUGAAGCCCGAGGUGGAUCUGGGGAACCUCCUGACCUGCUCGGGCUUGGCUGAGUCCCAGGGGUCCUUGCUUUCCUCCUCCUCCUCUUCCUCGGCUGGCUCCGUACGUGGCGAGGACAGCGGGGCUUAUUCGGACUACUCCCUCUUGUUUGGCAACCCGCAAGACCCCGAUAAUGGCAGCCUGCAAGAGCCAGAGGCUGACCUGGAAGAGGCGUCCCUGACCAGACAAGGCAGUGUCAAGCUGCAGGGCUCCUGGCUGAAGCUGCGCCAGUUUCACGGGCUGCUGGUCAAGCGCUACCAUUGUGCCAAACGCAACAGCAAGGCCAUCUUCUCCCAGAUCCUGCUGCCCGCCUUCUUCGUCUGCGUGGCCAUGACGGUGGCCCUCUCUGUCCCGGAAAUAGGUGACCUGCCUCCCCUCAUCCUUUCGCCUUCCCAGUACCACAAUUACACUCAGCCCAGAGGCAACUUCAUCCCCUUCGCCAACGAGGAACGUGGCAGCCACCAGCCAGCGCCAGACGCCAGCGCCCAGCAGCUGGUGAGCACCUUCUACCUGCCCUCCGGCAUCGGGGCCACCUGCGUGCUCAAGUCGGCCUUCAACAGCACGUUGGACCAGCAGGUCCAGUCGCUUAACCUCAACAGCAACGAGUCCAAGAUGUUGGCGGCCAAGUACUUUGAUGCCAUGUGCCUGGACUCCUUCACCCAGGGCCUGCCCCUCUCCAACUUCGUGCCUCCCCCUCCGUCCCCGGCCCCCUCCAACUACCCCUUCUCUCUGGAUGAGGACCUGCUGCGGGCCUGGAAUUCCACCACCUUCCCGCCCACCGUCAAAGAGACGGUCACCUCCACCCCGGCCCAGCCCAGCAUCGUCCAUGAGCCCAUCAGGUGUACCUGCUCCAUGCAGGGCACCGGCUUCUCCUGCCCCAGCGGGGUGGGGGGGCACCCUCCCCAGACGAAGGUGGUGACGGGGGACAUACUGGUGGACAUCACGGGGCGCAACGUCUCCGAGUAUCUGCUCUACACCUCGGACCGCUUUCGGCUGCACAGGUAUGGAGCGGUGACCUUCGGCAACAUCCAGAAAUCCAUCCCGGCCUCUUUUGGGGCCAGUGCGCCCCCCAUGCUCCGGAAAAUUGCUGUCCGCAGCACUGCCCAGGUGUACUACAACAACAAAGGAUACCACAGCAUGCCCACCUACCUCAACGCCCUCAACAAUGCCAUCCUCCGUGCCAACCUGCCCAGCAGCAGGGGCAACCGCGCAGCCUAUGGCAUCACCCUGACCAAUCAUCCCAUGAACAAGACUAGUGCCAGCCUUUCUCUGGAUUACCUCCUGCAAGGCACCGACGUGGUCAUUGCCAUCUUCAUUAUCGUGGCCAUGUCCUUCGUGCCGGCCAGCUUCGUCGUCUUCCUGGUGUCCGAGAAGUCCACGAAAGCCAAGCACCUCCAGUUCGUCAGCGGUUGCGACCCCGUCAUCUAUUGGCUGGCCAACUACGUCUGGGACAUGCUCAACUACCUGGUGCCAGCCACUUGCUGCAUCAUUAUUCUCGUCGUCUUUGACCUGCCGGCUUAUACCUCCCCCACCAACUUCCCUGCGGUGCUGGCCCUCUUCCUGCUCUACGGGUGGUCCAUGACGCCCAUCAUGUACCCAGCCUCCUUCUGGUUCGAGGUGCCCAGCUCGGCCUACGUCUUCCUCAUCGUCAUCAACCUCUUCAUCGGCAUCACGGCCACCGUGGCCACUUUCCUCCUGCAGCUUUUUGAGCACGACAAGGACCUGAAAAUGGUAAACAGCUACUUAAAAAGCUGUUUCUUGAUUUUCCCCAAUUACAAUCUGGGGCACGGACUCAUGGAGAUGGCUUACAACGAGUACAUCAACGAAUACUAUGCAAAGAUCGGGCAAUUUGACAAGAUUAAGUCUCCCUUUGAGUGGGACAUCGUGACCAGGGCUUUAGUCGCCAUGACUGUGGAAGGCUUUGUCGGCUUUUUCAUCACCAUUAUGUGCCAGUACAACUUUCUCCGAAAACCACAGCGUUUUCCCGUCUCCACCAAACCCAUUGAAGAGGACGUGGACGUGGCCACCGAGCGGCAGCGAGUUCUGCGUGGGGAUGCCGACAACGACAUGCUCAAGAUUGAGAACCUCACCAAGGUGUACAAGGCCCGCAAGAUUGGGCGCAUCCUGGCCGUGGACCGGCUGUGCGUGGGCGUCCGGCCGGGGGAGUGCUUCGGCUUGUUGGGUGUCAACGGGGCAGGGAAGACCACCACCUUCAAGAUGCUGACGGGGGACGAGACCACCACCAACGGCAAGGCCUUCAUCAAUGGGCACAGCAUCCUGAAGGAGCUUCUGCAGGUCCAGCAGAGUCUGGGCUACUGUCCGCAGUUCGACGCCCUCUUUGACGAGCUGACGGCCCAGGAACACCUGGAGCUCUACACGCGGCUGCGCGGCAUCCCGUGGAAGGAUGAGGAGCGGGUGGUCAAGUGGGCGAUGAAGAAACUGGAACUGGCUAAAUGUGCCAACAAGCCCGCCAGCACCUUCAGCGGUGGCAACAAGAGGAAGCUGUCCACCGCCAUCGCGCUGAUCGGCUACCCUGCCUUCAUUUUCCUGGACGAGCCCACCACCGGCAUGGACCCGAAGGCUCGGCGCUUCCUCUGGAACCUCAUCCUGGACAUCAUCAAGACGGGCCGCUCUGUGGUUCUGACCUCGCACAGCAUGGAGGAGUGCGAGGCGCUCUGCACGCGGCUGGCCAUCAUGGUGAACGGGCGCCUCAAGUGUCUGGGCAGCAUCCAGCAUCUCAAGAACCGAUUUGGGGACGGCUACAUGAUCACCGUCAGGACCAAGUCCAGCCUGAACGUGAAGGAGGUGGCUCACUUCUUCAGCCGGAACUUCCCGGAGGCCGUCCUCAAGGAGAGGCACCACACCAAGGUCCAGUACCAGCUGAAGUCGGAGCACAUCUCGCUGGCCCAGGUCUUCAGCAAGAUGGAGCAGGUGGUGGACGUCCUGGGCAUUGAGGACUACUCCGUCAGCCAGACCACGCUGGACAAUGUGUUUGUGAAUUUUGCCAAGAAGCAGAGCGACAACCUGGAGCAGCAGGAGAGCCUCCCGCCCUGCUCGAUGGAGUCCCCCCUGCAGCGCCUGCUGGACCUCCUGCGGCCCCGCGGGGCCCCGACCGAGCUGCGCACCAUGGUAGUGGAGGAGCCCGAGGACCUGGAAACGGAUGACGAGGGGCUGAUCAGCUUCGAGGAGGAGAGGGCUCAGCUCUCCUUCAACACGGACACCCUUUGCUGAAAACGGAGGGGACGUGGCGCUCGGCUGUGCAGCCCCCCGCCCCUUCCCGCUUGGCGGCUGCCAUCCUCGGCCUCUCUGCCCGACCGGACCAGUGAGCGGGACGUCCCGGAGGUGGCGAGAGGAGGCACUGCCCGAGCCUUCGACCUGGGUGGCCCCCAGGAUGGAGCUGGCCUCGUGUCCUUUCGCAGAUGGCCAGGCCUGGACGUGACGCAGGCCAGCCGUGUGAGAAGACUUGGGGAGGACCGUUUAUGCAGAGGAGCAGCUGCCUCCACACCCCACGAACCCCACAGUUUUGGGCAUUUGUCCUCGGAGAGACUGCGUGCCGUUGGGCCUCACUGCCCCUUCUGCCAGGUUGUGUUGGAUCCGACUGCGGAGGCGGCUGGGUGGUGCCGGCCUUUCUGGCAAGGGAAGCACGUGAUGCCAAGGGGAGGGGAUCCCCUGGGACAAACCUCAGGGUGGCGUCCAGGGGCUUCUCGAUCCCUCCCAGGACAUCCGCUCUCCUCUUUCCCCUCUCUCCCUCAGCCCCAAGACCAAAGCCCCCGGGCGGCUGCCUGAGGCUUGGAAAGGGCUGGGCCUCUGGUUCCCUGCUCAAAAGGGAGCCAGCCCCCCCCCCCGAAAGCAGCCCAGGGCCGUGCCCGUUUCCUCUAACCAGGCUUGGAGCUUUUUGCUUCCGGAUCUGCUUUUCAAGGCAUCCAGCACCACGACUGGGCCCAAAGCUUCCCAAGUGGCCGAGGCCCCCCAGGAGCCCUCCCCCCGCUCGGGAGUGGGGCGGCAGCUUUCCACGCCUCUGCUUGCGCCCUAAUCCGGCAUGGCAUGAACCGGAAGCCUCCAGCGAGAUCACGAGGGCCUUUCCAGCUCUCGGCUCUCCUGCUUGCGGUCCCGGUGAGCCCGUGGAUCCGUACAGUUGCCUCUUCACCAAGAGGAGCCGAGGGGGUCUUCUCCAGCACCCGGGAUUGCCUCAGAUGUGUGGGACUCCAACUUGUGAUGCCCCAGCAGGUGGCUGGGGAAGAUGGGAACUGUAGUCUGAAGUGCAAGGUGGGGCUGCAGUUAGAGAAACCUGGGGCACCCUUUCCUGCUGGGGAAUGGCACCCCCCCUCCCCCCGUGGCAACUUGCCCUCCCCCCUCCGGCUGUCCUGUUUGCACUGACCUUCAGAGAAGCCAAGAGGCCAGCAGGGCCCCCCCCCCAACUGAAGAGGAGGGGACACCUUGGGGACCAGGGCCAGGAUGGCUCCCUUGCCAGCGAGGCAGCUUCUCAGCACGGAACAAGCGCAAAUCGUAUUUUGGGAAAGAGGGAGGUUUUAGACAAAGAUUGCAUCGGUUUAUUUUGGGCUUAGCAAGCACAAUGUUGUUUUUUUUAUUUAUUGGAGCGCUGGGGAGGGGUGUGGAGGAGAGUGUGUGCCUGGGCGGCGUGUGGAACUGAUUGGGACUCUGCUGAGUUCUCUCUUUCCCCACAACAGCUGUGGGCCUUUGCCAGUCCCCUCUCGGGGUCCCCCAGGAUGGGGGUGAAAGUGGGCCCUGAAGCCCCGGCGCAGAGGGAGACACCAGGCCAGCUGCAAAGAGGCACCGGCUGCGGAGGGUGCUCUGGUGAGCCGGCCCCUUCUCAGCCGGGGUCUGGUCUGCUGGGCCCUCCGGCCCUUCUCUCUUGAGCCCCGCUGGGGCGGCUUGCUCUCUCGGCAAAGAGCCUGGCUGUUGCUAGAACCGGAAAACCCAAUGUGAAAAAUAAUUACUGUUUUAAUAAAAAAGCGACAAUAACCA
Crotalus tigris (Tiger rattlesnake) is the source of this 10749-nucleotide messenger RNA. RefSeq names its product ATP binding cassette subfamily A member 2 (gene ABCA2). Gene Ontology annotation, molecular function: ATP hydrolysis activity; lipid carrier activity; ABC-type transporter activity. Lineage: Eukaryota; Metazoa; Chordata; Lepidosauria; Squamata; Viperidae. Gene Ontology annotation, biological process: transmembrane transport; lipid transport. The transcript is spliced from 50 exons. The record is from RefSeq and is a predicted model, not a curated record. The coding region runs from base 1501 to 8994 and encodes 2497 amino acids. Gene Ontology annotation, cellular component: intracellular membrane-bounded organelle; membrane.